Messenger RNA from Aphis gossypii (cotton aphid), 793 nucleotides. RefSeq names its product corepressor interacting with RBPJ 1-like. Gene Ontology annotation, biological process: negative regulation of DNA-templated transcription. The transcript is spliced from 6 exons. Gene Ontology annotation, cellular component: nucleus. NCBI's taxonomy places the organism in Eukaryota, Metazoa, Arthropoda, Insecta, Hemiptera, Aphididae. The record is from RefSeq and is a predicted model, not a curated record. The coding region runs from base 1 to 462 and encodes 153 amino acids. Gene Ontology annotation, molecular function: transcription corepressor activity.
AUGUAUGAAGUAUCAUUUUGCAGCGUCGCAGAAAAAACAAAGCUGAAGACGAAAUUUUGGAGCCUUUCUUUUGAAUACCUAAUAAUAUUUAAAAAUAUAAGUUAUUGUAAAGAGGAUCAAGAAAUAAGAGAUCAACCAUUUGGUAUUCAAGUCAGAAAUGUACGAUGUAUCAAAUGCCAUAAAUGGGGUCAUAUUAAUACUGACAGAGAAUGUUCUUUAUCAACUGUUACAAGUAAUGGUACUAGUGCUAAUAGAAACACACAAGAAUUAAUAAAAAAAAUGGGAGAAAAUUUUUUUGAAUUAAAAAAAAGUGCUGCAUCUAAACAACAACAAAAAUCAUUUGCAAACAAUGGAGAGGAUAGUGACACGGAACUAUUUAUGUAUGUAAAAACAUUAAGUAGAAAGAAAAAAAUGAAAUUACUCAAGCGAUUGGAUAGAAUCAAUAAAAUUGGUUUUCAUUGAAUGAUUUUUUUUUACCUAUUUACUGUACAUAAUUAAUAUUACUACAUUAAAGUUCAUUAAUCUAAAAUUGUACAGAAUCUUAGUGUAUAAUUUAUUUUGUAUAUUAUGCUUCUAAUUUUUACUUCCAUUAAACAUUAAACUUGUUCCUUUUACCUUUAUGUCAUCUAAGUAGCACUCACUUUUCAUGUUAUCGUAUAUUAUGCAAAUAACAGGAUAAUUAUUCUGUGCUAUAAUUUCAAUGUAUUAUUUAUACCAUUAAUACAUUUUUAUUCCUACAAAUAUAAUAUUUUUUACAAUCAACAUUUAUAAUACUUUGCUUACCACUUCGCUC